Branchiostoma floridae (Florida lancelet) is the source of this 1812-nucleotide messenger RNA. RefSeq names its product ADP-ribosylation factor-like protein 1. Gene Ontology annotation, biological process: vesicle-mediated transport; intracellular protein transport. The transcript has 6 exons. Gene Ontology annotation, molecular function: GTPase activity; GTP binding. Gene Ontology annotation, cellular component: cytoplasm; Golgi apparatus. Lineage: Eukaryota; Metazoa; Chordata; Leptocardii; Amphioxiformes; Branchiostomatidae. The record is from RefSeq and is a predicted model, not a curated record. Bases 95 to 640 code for a protein of 181 amino acids.
AUGCAGUGCUUACUAUUUUGGGUGACGUCACCAGCAGACAGCGUCAGACCUGACACGUUGGUUUUCUUACAAGCCGCAGACAAAACUGAACAAAAUGGGCGGGUGGUUCUCCAGUCUGUUCUCCAGCCUGUUCGGACAGCGUGAGAUGCGUAUCCUGAUCCUUGGACUAGACGGCGCUGGCAAAACCACCAUCUUGUACAGAUUACAAGUUGGGGAGGUUGUUACUACCAUUCCAACAAUUGGCUUCAAUGUAGAAACAGUUACAUACAAGAACCUAAAAUUCCAAGUCUGGGACCUUGGAGGACAGACAAGUAUCAGACCAUACUGGCGAUGUUACUACUCCAACACUGAUGCCAUCAUCUAUGUGGUGGACUCCUGUGAUAAGGACAGGAUGGGGAUCUCCAAGUCUGAGCUGGUAGCGAUGUUGGAGGAGGAGGAGCUAAAGAAGGCCAUCCUACUGGUCUUUGCCAACAAACAGGACAUGGAGGGGGCCUUGACUCCAACAGAGGUUGCUAACCAGUUGGGCCUGGCAGCCAUUAAGGACAGAAAAUGGCAGAUCUUCAAGACAUCAGCUAUCAAGGGGGAAGGUCUGGAGGAGGCUAUGGAAUGGUUGGUGGAAGCUCUGAAAGGUGCCAAGUGAUACAGUUACUAUGGAAACCAUUCACCAUGGCAGCAAGGGUUCAAGGACACUCCAACACUGUAUAUCUAGCUCUCAUGAGUCACCAUGGCAAAAUAACAUUAAGAUAUUGUCAGUACAUGUACAGUAUAUUUGAUGGAGUGAAAUAUUGGGUCAGGUGAUGCCCAAACUUCUGCACAUUAUUUCUAAGGCGACAUCAGUUUUCUAAUUACAAUUCUAACUGUAUCUUGCAACCAAGGGAUACUGACAGUCUAGAACCUUGGGACUUGAAACAAUAUCCCUUACUUCUUCUUGAAGACAGUGUAACUCAUUGGAUAUUCAAAUCAGGUAGUUUGUUUGCUUUUUAUCUGAUACUAUUUACCAGCCUUUCCUCCAUACUACUGGUAUUAUCACAUUGUAUUAUGUGGAUGUACUGAAUAACUAGUGAGCAAGUUGUUCAAAUACUUUUUCCAAAUGUAUAUGUGCUGAAUAUAAAAACAUUGAUACAUAACAAAACUGUAAGUUAAGGUACAUGCUGAAAGUGCCAGGUUCUAAAAACAUGAACGAAGAUCAGAAAAAGAUGUGUAUAUUUGGAAAUAACAUACUAUUGUAUACAGAACAGAGAUGUAAUGUAGGGUUAGAAUAGUGCCUGUAUGUCUUAGGUAGCCUCUUUUUUAUUCUUCAUUGGGGUUAAAAGUUGUCUUUUUUUGUUUUUUGGUGGCAAUUGUUUGUAUUUUCUGAUGAAUUUUCUGAUGAAUGAUCUAGUUAUAAAUUGAAAUUUGUUCUUCCACUGUGUAUAGUGUGUCUUCUCACCAAGCAAUGUAGACUGCUUUCAUUUACACAUUCUCCAAGUACAUCUGAGACAUAACAGUAUGUAUUUAUACCAACUUGUAUUUACUGAAAUGAAGAUAAUCACAAUACAGAGUGUGUCUACUGUCUAGGGUAUGAUUGUGAGCACAUAGGUGUGAAAAUGGUUUCUUAAAUGUUGGUUUUAUGAGCAUUCUGGGUCUUCUUAAGGUUUUGUUUUUAGAAUAUUUCCUUUGGACGUAUUGUGAAAAUAGUUAUACUUUUUUUGCUGCAGCUUUUGUUUUCUAUUAUUCUCAUUGUUAAAUGACACGUGUAAUACAAGAUAUAUUUGAAAAAUAACAAAAACUAGAGCACUAAUGUUAAUUCUGAAUAAACUCCCCUUUCUCAAA